Messenger RNA from Leishmania braziliensis MHOM/BR/75/M2904, 6645 nucleotides. Its product is annotated as RNase III domain gene. Bases 1 to 6645 code for a protein of 2214 amino acids. The record is from RefSeq and is a predicted model, not a curated record. Lineage: Eukaryota; Euglenozoa; Kinetoplastea; Trypanosomatida; Trypanosomatidae. Gene Ontology annotation, biological process: RNA processing. Gene Ontology annotation, molecular function: ribonuclease III activity. The transcript has a single exon.
AUGAAGAGACACGAUUGUGGUGGAAGUACCGUUGAGGAUGUGUUUAUCGGGUGCAUCUCCGAGGCAGCACUGCGUGUGGUCUCGCCGCAGAUUAUCAUGCAGGCUGUCAAGUUGUGGCUCACUCAGCAGUCAGUCCUCAAGUCUAUAAACCCGGAGGGCUUCUUUGCGCAGCCGGACACAUUCGGCUGGUCUGCCGCGCCGGAGUUUCUGCGCUACUGGGGCCCCCUUGUGGCUCAGAAGUUCAACAAGUUUGCUGCGAGUGAAUACGCCUUCCUUCACCCGCCCUCCCAUGUGGGCACAGGCUGCCUAACAAGCAAGACCGCCACCUUGCUCAGCCUCGAUCAUCUGCAGAACACCUUUCAUCAACAACUGCAGGACCUCGCCUCAACGGGCGCGAUGCUGCCGUGGCAAUGGACCUACAAAGAGGCCGCACUCGAGAUCUUCCUGGCCCUCAUCUUUGUGCUAAUCUAUCACAGUCAACCAGCGAUCGCCGUCCGCGCCGUAGAGCCGGUGUUCUUGUCUAUCCUGACACACAAAGAUGAGAACUUCAUGGCGAUGCCACAGUUGCUCUCCUACUUUCUUCCGCACACGUCCUUCCAGGGCAUCCCCUUUGAGGAGCGUGUUGCCAUACUGGCGGAUCAGCUCAUCCUUCGAGGCUUUCAGUUCUCUGUGGAACUCACCUACGCAAACACGGUGGCGGCUGCCGCUGGCAGGGUGGAGAUGUGCAGCACCGAGCUCGUCCCGAUGAGCGUGCGCGAGGUCGUGCAGCGGGUGCGCGAUAUCUCGUCUGCCUCCAACACGGCGUCGGUACGCAUCCGAAGUUUUAUCAAGCGCAUCGACGGCGAGACAAGCGAGGUGGAGGGCCUGACGCUCAGCAAGUACAUCAGCCUCGUCCUGCAAGAGUGCCGCGGCUUCUAUCUGCGGUGCAGGCAAGCGUCCAAGUGUCGUGUUCAGUGGGGCGAAGCGCUGCAGGAACUCCAGCCAGUGGAUGUGUGCUUAGUGAUGCGGCGGUUGAAGAAGAUGCUGCGCUUCGGUUCGCCCUACUACGAACACUUUGUUCGAAAGGGUGUCUGGGCACACAUCCUGUGCAGCGACGGAUGGGUGCCGCUGCAGCUCAUUGAGGAAGAGCUGGCAGCGGACACGACCACCCCCGUGGCGAAGCUGCCGUCGAAGGAGAAGCUGAAGAUUGUGGAGUCGCUACUGUGCCAGCACGAUAACUUCCAGCGAUUCGAGGUGGGCUACUGCCUUCUUCGGCGUAGUCCAUUCAACGGACAACGAUGCGCCCGCAGCUUGUACGCGCACGAGAUUCGAAGCCCCCUGCUUUAUCGCCAAAUCAUUUGCCAGCGGGAGCGUCUCGUGCAGCCCGACGACGCCACGGCGGUGAGCAACCUCCCGCUCUUCGGUUGGGUGGCUCUCCCGCAGCACCCCAGCAAGGUGCUCGGCGUACAUCCGAGUCUCUUCCCCCUCUUCGACAACAUUCCUUUCUUUGUUGCAAUGCCCGCGGAGGCCAUUGGCAUGUUCCGUGACUACGAAGAGCGCACCCCAAAGGCUAAGAAGUACGAUGAGAAGCUGCGCAAGCCGCAUCUGUGGUUUGCUGAGGUGUACCUGCGCGCCAUUGCACGGGACGGCCAGGUAAUGACAGGCGAGGCAGACGGUGGGCCGGCUUCAUCACCCUUGUCCUCCUCUGUUAUGGGCACGCGUUCCACUAGCCUCUCCAGCAUAAUCAGCGCCACCUCGUGGGCAGUGGAAGAAGGGUCCCACGACUGCGACACCGCCCAAUCGGCCACGUGCACAGAGGUCUACACGAGGGUGGGAGGUACGUCGAAUCCCGCGACGCAGCGGUGGUAUGUAUUUCCGCAGUACUACGUGAAGUGGCUCACCAAGGCAACGGCAAAGUCUUCUCCCAGCCAUUGUAAGGCAACAGACACGACAGCGACUGCUACGGAUGAAUUGUCGAGCCAGCCAGCUACGGGCCAGUGCGACGACUUGACGGUCUACCGUCAAGUUGUUGGCCGCUACCCAGGUGUCCUCGGCUUGCCGAAGCUCUUCUUCACGGGUCGAAUUGCCGAACUGCGGGAGUCGACAUCCACCGAGAUACGCUGCCACGCUGCCUCGCACGACGGCGAAGGCACAGCCAAAGUUGGUGCUGCACGCCGCACAGUUACCGGCGCAUGUGGGGCGGAGAAGGCAGGCGCGAAAAGCCUCGAGCACAAUGAUGCAGCCCCAGAGUGCAGCGAUGCGGUAGACGAGGGGCGUGACAAGAACUGGAAUAGAGAGAAACUCCAAGCCCGGCAGGGCCCCCACCGCCGCCGCGGAACGCCUCAGGAGUUCUGCGCCACUGUGGAGGAUAUUGAUUGCUCCAAUGGGGUCGCCCUCGCCACGGCUGACAGUGCCAUGUGUGGAGAGGAGAAAGAGAUGAAGCGCCAGACUGUUCUGUGGAAGUACACCAUCGCAACGUACCACGCCUCCUCAUCGCUGCUGCCAAGUGUGGUUGUGCGCAUGUGUUGUAGGGAUACCGCUGCCACAGACGCCACGGCCAUGAUCGGUCUCUCUUCGAUGGAGGUCGCCUCGGCGUACUACUGCAGGUGCUUUCCGCCAUCGCGCAUUCAGUCUAUCUUUACCGACUACGUUGCCGAGAUCAUGGCGGAGGUCAUUGUGGGCACAGAGGAUGACAAGAAGGACGCACAGCACAACGGUACAACCGCAGCAGCACAUCAGCAAAAGAAUGGGAGGCUGAAUAAUAAAGUGUCUACCUUGCCCCCUCGCAACAAGGAGCUUGAGUUGCUACCUUCUGCGUCAUAUACCGCGGCGGUCAGUGAAGGCGAGUUUGCUGAGAAAGUCUUCAACGUCGCAUCUCUUCUGAACACACUGAACGCCUUCAUCGCCAGCAACGAACUUUCCUGUGUGGUGAGCGUGCGGGUUCGUACAGCGGCAGGUCUUUCAUUGAAUCAGUGCCGACAGGGCAUCAACAAACUGAAGGCAUUUGCUCGUGGGAUGGGGCUGCAGUACGUGCUGCUUGCGAAGUGCUCCUCGCGGGGAACCGCCGCCUCUGACUGUGGCAGGAAUGCCGGUGGCAGCGACCACGAAGAGGUGCUGGACGUAGAGCAGUACGAAUUUCGGAAGCGUGUCACGUGGAGCGUUCGUGAACUGGAGCACAUCCUGCACGAGUUGCACCUGCAGUCCAUCGACAUCCCGGCUGCCACUCUCGCCAAGGCCCUCACGCGCGAAUGCGAGGACAAAAGCUUCAAUUACGAGCUGCUCGAGUUCAUCGGAGACGCCGUCAUGGACUUUUUGGUGGUGUCAGAUGCCUGCCUGUUGUCGAACGCGGCGCGCCAGCGCGGCAUAUCUUCCGAUACGCCGUCCGCGCCAACGCCCUUGUCGCCUCGGACAGCAGCACCGCAGGGCAAGUGGGAGCCGACAGCCUGGCCUUUGCCGCUGCCGCAGUACUGUUGGCUUGACGCGGGCGUGCCCCUGUCAUCGGUCAUGGAAAACACUGUCAACGCGACGGUGUGCCGCAACAUUGUCAUUGCAGGGCUGCUGCCUCCCACUGCCUCACGGCACUUCAACGACAAGCACUACCCGCACCUGACAUUCAAGGUGCGGGCGGAUGUCUUUGAGGCCAUCUUGGGCGCCGCCUACCGCAGCGGCCUCGGCCUCGACCGCAUUCGGGUGCUGUUGCGGCGGCUAUUUUCGUUUCUUCCAGCCGCCGCCAGGAUGGCACGGGCAGCCCACUCAGAGAGCGCCAAUGCGCUUUCUCAGGCACUGCUCAGCUGCCCUUACUUGCUCGAGGACGACGCGCUGAGGGUGGAGCAGCUCUUUAGCUACCGCAUCACACAGCUCUUCGAGCAGGCGCCGCGGCUGCUGGAGGGGGCGGUCAGCAGCGACAACGCCCGCGCUAGAGGAACACGCUUCAGCACUCAUCUUGCCUCCUCAACCCUGCCUCGCAUUCAAGGAAAGGGGUUUGCGUCGAUGUUUACGACCGGAUCGCCCAUGUACUCGUAUCGCCGGCUGCACUUCCUCGAUACGGCCCGCCUGCACAACCGCAUUCUUCACCUUUUCAGUGAGCGUAGCAUUGGCUACGUGAACGAGAUCAUUACGAACAUAACCCACCUCGUACUUGACCUAGAUAAGGUGAGCCCGCACUCGUGGGGCCUGCUCAGCAUCAUCUGGGACUGGUACCAGCAGUACUACCGCUGCCCGGCCGCUGCCUUUGCGCUUGAUUCUAGCGGUGUGUCCGUAGUAAACGGCAAGUGGAAGGACUCUUGCCACGUGCACUUCCCUCAAGUGACGGUGAGCAUCGACACGUGGGCCUCGCUGGUCGAGCAUAUACGUGCAGCAGUCGUCAUUCAUCUGGCAGAGAAGGAGGCGCGGCUGCGCAACUUUCUCGUGGCACACACUGCGGACUACCGCAUCUGGCUGCACCGCAAGGCACUCGUGCAGGCCGUCCACGCCGCAGGGGGCCAGCCGCGACCGCACAUGUGGGACUAUUGCGAUGCCGCAUCGCUGCUGGUGCUCAGCUGCACCUCUCGUGCUGUGCGGCUGUCCAUCUUCGAGCAUGUUGCGUAUGUGUCACGGACGUUGCCCGGGCUGGCAUCCUUUGCCGAAGUGUCCAGCUGCGCGGAUGUCUUUUAUGGGGACUGGAAGGAAAAUGAGGACAUGGUCGUCCUCGAGCGCCACCGCGGUGCGCCGUGGCAUCGCCUCAUCGUACCACUGCAAUGGGCAAAGUUGUACUUCGCGGCGAGCAGCAGCAGCGAGACCGCACCGGUGGUCUACAAGCCGGAGGAUUUCUGGAAGGAGGCCAUUGAUGAGGGCCUCAUCAAGAGCAAGAAGCUGCGGUUGUACCUGAACGACAAGUGUGACAUCAAGUACGGUACCGAGAAGCGACCCCUCGUCCUCGACACCCUUCUCGUUGUCUCAUCUCACAAGGAACAUCUGAAGCAGCAGCGCCGAGCCCAGCGCGAGGCCAGCAGUCCUCCUGCUGAUCUAAUGAAGGGGAAGGGAAAGAAGAAGGAAGCUGGGGGAGUCGUGACCGUCCCGGAGACCCACACACGACCCGCGGGUGCGGUGGCGGACUGGCUUCGUCGAUGGCCCAACGAGGGAGCGGUGCAGUACCACCCACAGCGCCACAACCAACCCUUGAUGCAAACUACCAAGGCGUCUUGUACGCGCCGCAGUCGCCUUGACGACACUCGCAAAGAGGUACAGCGCCGCAUUCGAUGCGUACAACAUGAGCGGGCUGUCGAGAGUGGCGCAGUACCACGCUGUGCUUCCCCGCCAUCACCGCCACAACGCUGGAUCCAGCCGAUCAAGUGGGACUAUGAAGGCCCGUACGACGACCCCGCCGAGGGCUGGAUAGUAGAGUGCGCGCACAGCUCCACAUUGACACUCUCUUCGCUGCGCACCUGCGAGUAUCGUGGCACAGACCAGAAAAUGUACACCUCGUGGGUCGACUGCGCGCCGGUAAUGGACCCAGUCCACGGAGAGCAGGCAGCGCCCCCCGCACCGCUCUUCGCGAAGGAAGGGACUAACGACAUCUUAGCGUCAUUCGAGGAUGUCUACGAGCAUCGUGUGGACCUUCCAGACCGAUUAAAGUGCACGUCAUGGUCGACAUGGAUUAACGCAUGCGUGCUGCGUGCGCCACACACACCCUUCAAGGCUGGUUCCAAGGUAAACGCGUGGUCACCGGCGUGGUGGGACUUUGACCCGCAGCACAGCGUUACAACGUUGUACGUGGCGACUGAGCCGAUCCUGCGCCUCACAGGUACCGACUCGUUGGCCGCCGCACUCGCACCGCCGUCAACCGUUUGCGGCGGCGGCGGGAUGGAGCGUUUCGCUCAGCUCUUCAUACCACAGAUCUCUUACGCUAACGUGCCACCGGUCAAGCUGAGCACCGCCGCCUACGGCCCCAACGUAUUUCCCUUGUUCCCAGAUAUGUCAGUGAAAAGGAUCGAAGCGCCAGCAAAGAGGUCGGCGAACAAGGCGGUUACGUUCCCCGGCGUGGCUGAGAUGGGCUCCACUUCUUCGGCACCACCCAGCGUACCAGCGGCGGUAGCGUGCGGCACGUGGUCCAGAGACUUCUUCUCACCCGUACCUAAGAUUGUGGCCCUCCCCGCAACCUUGCAGGUACCCGCUGCUGCCGCUGCUACCCUCGCAUCCGCUGACCCAACAGCAUCCCCCGCGUUGGGGUGGGUGAGGCGCGCCAUUCAGUACGUCUUCUCAGCCACUGCUGCCCGCUUAGAGUUCGGUCGCCUUCCCCUUGUCGUGUGUGAGUCGAACAGCGUGUAUGAUCGGGUGCAGGCGGAGAUGUGCACCAGCGGCGCCGCCCGACCACGUCCUUCGCUGCCGUUUGUUCUCUCGCUGCAAGACAUGAAAGGAGUCAGGUUCUUUGUGAAGACAAUGUGCUCCGAUGGAAAUAGGGGACUACAGGCUCUGCGUCACAUCUUUGUAGUCGUCGACUCUGACAUCAACAGCGCAGCCGUGACCCCAGCGUCGGUAGCGCUCAUGGGACGCCUUCAAACCCUGUGGAAGAUCUUACGACUGUCUGUUGUAACCCACACCAACGAAUGCCCGCUGUUUUACGUGAGCAGCGAUGCCAUACGUGAGCAGUGGCACCGUGCGCUGAACCCGUUAAGCCAAGUUUUGUAA